Messenger RNA from Heterostelium album PN500, 1455 nucleotides. It is a transcript of the gene CYP51, whose product is annotated as cytochrome P450. NCBI's taxonomy places the organism in Eukaryota, Evosea, Eumycetozoa, Acytosteliales, Acytosteliaceae. Bases 1 to 1455 code for a protein of 484 amino acids. The transcript is spliced from 4 exons. Gene Ontology annotation, molecular function: oxidoreductase activity, acting on paired donors, with incorporation or reduction of molecular oxygen; monooxygenase activity; iron ion binding. The record is from RefSeq and is a predicted model, not a curated record.
AUGUUACAAAUAUUAAUUGGUGUAGCCGUUGCUCUUAUCAUCUUAUCUCUUUUCAAAAAGAAUGUUCCAGGUACACCACCAAUGAUUGGAUCUAUUCCACUUAUUGGAUGUUUCCACAAGUUCGCCACUGAUCCAUUGGGAUUGGUAAGAAAAUCGUAUGACAAGGUUGGUGACGCCUUCACUCUCUACCUUAUGGGUUUCAAAAUGACUUUCCUUAUUGGACCUGAAGCACAAUCUGUGUUCUUUCGUGGUUCCGAUGAAGAGUUGAGCCCAAAGGAAGCCUACCGUUUCGUUACCCCUGUUUUUGGACCUGGUGUAGUCUACGACUCACCAACUGAAGUCAUGUAUGAGCAACUUCGUUUCGUCAAAGAUGGUUUGGUCCUCAGUCAAUUGAAGAAAUCCGUCGGUAUCAUCUCUGAGGAGACCGAGAAAUUCUUUGAAGAAAAGUGGGGUGAUUCAGGUGAAGUCGAUCUCUUGGCUGAAAUGAAUAAAUUAACAAUUUUAACUGCUUCACGUUGUUUAAUGGGUAGUGAUAUUAACAAAGCAUUGGGACAAGCAUCGAACCUCGCUGAUUUGUACCACGAGUUGGAAGAGGGUUUGAAUCCAAUCUCUUUCUUCUUCCCAAAUCUUCCAUUGCCAUCGUUUGCCAAGCGUGAUGCCGCACGUGCCAAGGUUGCCGCUAUUUUCGACUCUAUUAUCAAAGCUCGUCGUAGAUCCACUGAGCCACGUGACGACGUCUUGCAAGUACUCAUGACCAGCAAAUACAAGGACGGUUCCGUCUUGGACGACGAGAAAAUCGUUGGUUUGAUGAUUGGUCUCUUGUUUGCCGGUCAACACACCUCAUCGAUCACCUCGACCUGGGCCGGUUUCUACAUGUUCAACAACCCCGAGUACUUGGAGCAGGUUCUCAAGGAGAUCAACGACUACCACGUCGAAGAGAACAACGGUGAAAUCAACUUUGACGGUCUUCGUAAGAUGACCCGUUUAGAGACAAUCAUUCGUGAGGUUCUCCGUUUGCAUCCCCCCUUAAUUUUCUUGAUGCGUAAGGUCAUGGAGCCAAUCACCUACAAGGAUUUCACCAUCCCAGCCGGUCACUUGGUUGCUGUAUCGCCAGCUGUCGGUAUGCGUCUCGACAGUGUCUUUAAGAACGCCAACGAAUUCAAUCCAAAGCGUUUCGAUCCAGAGAACGACGAGUCUAAGACCCCAUUCUCCUACAUUGCAUUCGGUGGUGGUAAGCACGGUUGUCCAGGUGAGAAUUUUGGUAUCCUCCAAAUCAAGACCAUCUGGUCGGUUCUCCUCCAAAAGUAUGACUUGAAGCUUGGAUCCGUUCCAAAGCCAGACUACACCAAUUUGGUAGCUGGUCCACAAGCUCCAUGCAAGAUCACUUAUACCAGAAAACAAAAGUAUUUUAAUAAAUACAGAUUCAACCCAAACCCUUCUUUCUACACCAAUUAA